GGCUGAAGCAUGUCUGUAGGUGAGUGUUUGGGUCACAUCCACCCACUAGCCUGAACACACACAGUGAGAAAAGAACAAGGACCGUCAGUGAAACUGAGAGCAGCUUGAACUAACAGGUCAUUAGUGGAGCCUUGUGCUGCUGAGUGAGUGAUGGAGCUGAAGGUGUGGGUGGAGGGUGUGGUCAGAGUUGUCUCCGGCCUAUCACUAAACACUUCCUGUCAGGAUGUUGUGAUAGCUCUUGCACAAGCAAUUGGUCAGACGGGUCGUUACAUUCUUAUCUUGAAGUUAAGAGGGAAUGAGAGGCAGCUAGUUGCAGAUGACUGUCCUCUGCAGCAUCUGGCUAAGCUGGGACAGCUGGCUCAAGAGGUGCAGUUCGUUCUGCGGAGGACAGGUCCCAGUCUCAGUGAAGGUCAAAACACACCAUCCAGAGAGAGACGUCUUCCCCUACCCAGACCACCAGAACCAGAGCCGCUCAAACACAGGGAUACACACAAGGCUCUGUCCUUCAGUCUGGGUCCCUCAACACAUCCCAAGAGGACUAAACCAAACAGGGCCUGGUCUCCAUCACCCAGAGCCUCCCCAGAACCACGAGCUUCCCCUGUCUCUUUCUUAGAUGCUCCCAGCUCUGUGAAGGCUGUUUCCUCUUACUCCUCCAAAGAGGAGGUGUUUAGGCAGAUUCUGCAGCAACAGAGGAGGCUACAAGACCUGGAGAUCCAGCUUCAAGCUCUGGAGAGGGAGACAGAGGUGUGGGAGCGGGAGAGGUCAUCUGCUACAGUUCCAAGUCUAAACCUGCAUCUUGCAGAUGAACUGGAGGAACUGGAGCAGCAGCUGAGGCAGAAUGAGGCAGAGCUGAUGCACAGAGCACACUGGGAGGAACAGUUACAGGCAGAGAUGGACAGAGAACAAGAUAUGCACAGACGUCUACACCAGAUACACUCAGUAAUCAAUGAGCACAGUUAUCAGAUUCAGGAGCUCCAAGCCCGUUCUGCACAUGUAGCACAGGACAUACAGCUCACAGCACAGAGACAAACAUCCCAGCAGCAGGAGGAGGCCCUGAGGCCUCUGAGGCAGGAGCUCCACAACCGCUUGCAGCAGGGAGAUGAACUGGAGACAACACUGUCACAGACACAGAGGGAGCUCCAAGCUGCAGAGGAAAUCCAACAGGACAGAUGUGAGGUGAUUGAGGAGCUGAAUAAGGAGCUGAGACAGUGUAACCUGCAGCAGUUCAUCCAGCAGACUGGUGGUCCAAACUCCGACCAGACUAACUCACUGCCUGUCACAGAAGUUUAUCUCAGCAACGCUGGUAUCAUGGAGUAGGAACGUCCAAAACACUGUCACUGUACGUCAACAGGACAUGAACUGGAAGAAAACCACGGUCUCAGAGCCGGAAACCCAUAAGACCUGUCCAGUGCGUGUGUGUGUGUGUGUGUGUGUGUGUGUGUGUGUGUGUGUGUAUCUGAUAAGCCAAUCAUUGCCAGGUUAUUUGUAAAAAUGAAGAACAAGACUGUUUUUGAAUGAACAAACAUGAACAAAUGUUCAUGUCACUCGUAAAAACUGAUGUUUGUAUUUUUGCUUGUUGUUAAUAUUCCUGUAACUUGUUACAUAAAAUGCAGAGGUGUGGUUCACCUGAAAAACUAAAUG
Messenger RNA from Lates calcarifer (barramundi perch), 1641 nucleotides. RefSeq names its product ras association domain-containing protein 7. The record is from RefSeq and is a predicted model, not a curated record. Gene Ontology annotation, biological process: signal transduction. The coding region runs from base 151 to 1317 and encodes 388 amino acids. Lineage: Eukaryota; Metazoa; Chordata; Actinopteri; Centropomidae. The transcript has 6 exons.